Molecule: messenger RNA, 963 nt
Organism: Aegilops tauschii subsp. strangulata
Lineage: Eukaryota; Viridiplantae; Streptophyta; Magnoliopsida; Poales; Poaceae
Product: transcription factor IBH1-like 1
Biological process (GO): regulation of DNA-templated transcription
Source: RefSeq, a predicted model, not a curated record
CAACUCACACGCACCAAAUAUAUCUCCUCCAAGGACAGCUCAUUAGCGUCCAUAUAUAUGUGUGUUCGUGCGUACACUGAUGCAUACCACACACAAUCGAGCUUGUACUCCACAUGACAAAAGCACCACACGCACGGCACACUACAGUUCAUGCCAAGUUCGUUAUAAGGCUUCUUGCUCCCUCAUCAUCAUCGCCGGCGGUUUGUUGGUUGUAGCUACCUUGGUGUCGUCUGUCUAGCAAGGUCCCUUGCCAUGCAAGGCUCGAUGCAGUUCAAGCGGGCGUUGCUCAAGAGCCUGCUCCUAGGUCUCCGGGAGCGCGGCGUCGCGUCGAGGGAGAUGGGCUUCCUCGAGAGGAAGCGCGCCAUCCGGCGCGCCGCCGACGUGGCCCUCGCCUCCGCCAGGGGCUCCGACGCGACGCGUUGGAGCCAGGCGCUGGAAACGCAACGUCGGCCAUCCACGAGCAAGAGGAUCUUGAGGAGGUGCCACCGGCCGAGGCCGAGGAAGGCCGGCACGGCGGCGAGGCCGAGGGGCUCGGCCGGCAUCGUCGCGAGGGCCAUGGUGAGGAAGAGGACGCAGGUGUUGAAAGGGAUCGUCCCGGGAGUGGAAGCGGUGGACGAUGAGUGCACGCUGCUGGGUGAAGCCCUGGACUACGCCGUGUGUCUCAAGGCUCAAGUUGAUGUAAUGCAGCUUCUGGUGAGGGCUCUUCAAGCUCCGAAACAAUAGCAAGGGGGUCUCUUUGCGUGUGCGGAGUUCGUGGAGAUAAUGCUUGUAAGAUACCAAAGCCUUCUCUACCUUCGUUCGUCAGCAACUCACAGCAUGCAGUGAGAGGGUCAGCGAUCAUGGAUAUGUAAUAUUUUUAGUAUGCCAAAUUGUCAUGUAAAAUAUUAUGUAUAUAGCUAAAUUGCGCACAUCAAUUGUCAUUUUCAUUAUGAGCAUGUAUUGGUAAAAAAAGAAGUUAAAGGA